UGAUUAAAAUCAAUAUUCUUUUUAGCACAUAAAUAAGAAGCGAAAACAGGAGUUUUCUCACUGCGUUGGUGACACCUUAGGGUUUGGUUUAAAAUGUGGAAAAGUGUUUUGAUCGGUUUAACAGUUGUUGCGGUGUGUCACUGUCAGGGUGGAAAUAAUAGCGUGCACGUACAUAAGAAGCCCCAUUAUCAUGAUCCAUAUUACCAUCAUUUAUUAUAUGGCGGCGGAAUUUUGUACUAUUUUACUUUUCUCCUGAUAAAAAUUAAAGUGGCAAUUGUUCUUGGUACCAUUCUUACAAUAUUCUUAGUUGCUGGAAAAUUUUUCGCUCUGAUUAAAUAUGCCGACUACAUGAAUAAACCUCAUCAUGAACAUACCGACAAAAUUUAUAUGCCAUCACCUAGUCAUAGUCAUUCCCAUGAUGUCUUAGAUGCGCCAAGUUACUAUUCUCCACCUUAUGGUUCCGACACUAGACAUACGAUGACUGUCGAUGAAUUACCACCCAAUGCGGUCAUAGCGCCACAACAUUACAGUCCUACGAUGAACGGAUAUCGAAGAAGUUUUAGUGAUAAAUGGAAUAACUACUACGAUCUUUAUAUGGCAAUGUUGCGCAAGGUGAAUUUAACGGAAAUAGUUUUUAAAAAAAUGAAUUUAAAGUCGAUUGAAUGCAAGAAAAAAAUGGUUUGCAAGAUAGAAUACAACUUUAAUCGAUUUUCAGGACUUUCUACGUUUUCGUUUUUCAUAAGAGAUGAUGAUUAUGAUACAUAUCGACCGAAUGCUACAAUUAACAGUUCGACUGACUGCGAUCGACUAUAUCGACAGUGUCGCAAAGUGACAUAGCACUACAAAAGUUGUUAGAUAAAAAAAUAAUGUUCCUAUGUGUCACCAGUAACCUUAUAACAUAUGUAUUGUUAAUUUAUUUAUUAAUAAAUAGAUAAAGAUUUUU
This is a messenger RNA of Zophobas morio, 943 nucleotides long. RefSeq lists its product as uncharacterized. The record is from RefSeq and is a predicted model, not a curated record. NCBI's taxonomy places the organism in Eukaryota, Metazoa, Arthropoda, Insecta, Coleoptera, Tenebrionidae. The coding region runs from base 94 to 837 and encodes 247 amino acids. The transcript has 5 exons.